Molecule: messenger RNA, 1152 nt
Organism: Penicillium manginii
Lineage: Eukaryota; Fungi; Ascomycota; Eurotiomycetes; Eurotiales; Aspergillaceae
Product: polyubiquitin-binding protein UFD1
Exons: 3
Coding region: 1-1152 (383 amino acids)
Cellular component (GO): VCP-NPL4-UFD1 AAA ATPase complex
Molecular function (GO): polyubiquitin modification-dependent protein binding
Source: RefSeq, a predicted model, not a curated record
AUGUUCCGACCUGACUACGGUUUCGAUGACCCUAUGGAAGGCGUUCUAGGUGCCGGCAUGAUGCGCGGCGCUGCUCGCCGAUUUGAUGAAUAUUACCGCUGCUAUCCUGUUGCGAUGCUUCCUGGUCCCGAACGAGAGAAUGUCAACCACGGUGGAAAGGUCAUCAUGCCCCCCAGCGCAUUGGACAAGCUCACUCGUCUCCACAUCACCUAUCCUAUGCUUUUCGAGUUGCAUAAUGGUGCAAAAGACAGAAUGACCCAUGCUGGUGUUCUUGAAUUUAUUGCUGAGGAGGGCAAGAUCUAUCUACCAUUUUGGAACCCGGCGACCUCCUUCAGAUCAAGUCUACCGACCUCCCCCCCAGGUCAAUUCAUCAAGCUUCAAGCCCAGUCGACCUCAUUUCUCGAUAUCAGUGAUCCCAAAGCUGUCCUUGAAAACGCGUUCCGCAACUUCUCUUGCCUAACUAAAGGCGACGUCUUCACAUUUGCAUAUAAUGAUCAGAUAUAUGAGAUGGCUGUCCUCGAGACUAAACCUGCGGGUUCCAAAAGCGCGGUGUCCGUGCUAGAGACCGAUCUAGAAGUCGACUUCGCUCCUCCUGUAGGAUAUGAAGAACCACAACGCACUAGCGGCACCAGCACCCCAGGCAGUGUCGUAAGCGGUGGCAAGCUACCUGCCGGUGGGCUUCUUCACCCCCAUGGUACGAUGGCACAGUCCAUCAACUAUUCUGCCAUCGCACCGGAAUCAACUGAUGCCGCUGCUGGAGCGAAGGCCGUAUCGUCCAAUUUUCUUUCGGGCGGCCAACGACUUAAUGCCAAAAAGGGCAGCAAAGCUCCUACUCCCAAAGCCAGCACCCCAGUCCCGGGAGCUACAAACCCCCAGCACCCUCCACCAGUUCGAAAACUCAAUGGCCCUCAGCCUCUCCGGCUCCCUCCUAACCAGCUAUUCUUUGGCUACACAAUCAAGCCGCCUAAGCCGCGCGAUGAGAAUGGACUGGUAAUUCCAGAGGAUCAGCCCAAGUUCCAAGGCAUCGGCCAAACCUUACGGGGGAAGAAGAAGGAUCUUGGGGGCUCAGCAACACCCACCUCGGGCAGUGAGGCUGAAAGCCAAAAGGGCAAGGGGAAUGGCGGCGGCCGGACCCUAGGCAAGAAGCGCUGA